Molecule: messenger RNA, 13030 nt
Organism: Dermacentor andersoni
Lineage: Eukaryota; Metazoa; Arthropoda; Arachnida; Ixodida; Ixodidae
Biological process (GO): SCF-dependent proteasomal ubiquitin-dependent protein catabolic process
Cellular component (GO): SCF ubiquitin ligase complex
Source: RefSeq, a predicted model, not a curated record
GCUGAUAUCACGCUGGUAGGGCGCAUUUGCUUUUUAUUUACUGACGUCGAAACUUGUGAGCUCCAACUGGAAAACUAAAAACGUAACGGUUCAAAAUACGCGCUCGGUAAUCCAUUGUUGCCGGCAAAAGCGCACCAGGUUGGCCAGGGCGCACCAGUAUCUAUAGAGGAUGACAAUAACCGCACCUGUAAGUGUCUAUCAAAAUUAAGUACUUAGAUAUGAAUGACCAAGCUUGCUUCAAAAUUACAUUAACUUCAGCAGAUCAAGCUUGACAAACUCCGUAAGCAAAAUUGGCAAGGUACCAUACAGCUGACGCCACCUGGAGGGCACAAUGAACAAAGCGCGCAUACAGAAACGGCAAACUGCGGGACUGCGGCUGGUGGGACGCGGUUUCUAGGCUGGACGCCCGUCGCGCUGAUCUCUACAGUUCCGCAAACAGCGGCAGAGAUGCGGCGCAGUGACAGCCUUCGCGCCGGACCCUUCCGGUAGCAAAACAAGUAUGAGCGCACGGCCCGGGCCCUACCGCCAAGCGGCCACGCCGUGGUGUCAACGAACCCCGUCCCACAGGGUGGACGCUGUGUGACAGCGGCUGCAGCGCGUCUCCGAACGGCAGAGUAAAGGGAGGUGACAAACCAAGAAAAAAAAGAAAGCCUGCUGCCGCGCCUCCGUCCCGUGCCGCGCGGCCGAAAAAGCCCGAGGAAUGCCGAAACGCAAGACGCCCAAGCCUCUGUACCGCCUGUGCGUUGUCUACGUCGCCGGCACCAUCCACUCGCUGUGCCCGCCGCACGACGACGCAGUCGCCAGCGUCUUCCCGCCGCACGUCAGCGAAGACCUGGUGGAUGCGCUGCAGUCGUACAAGCAGUCCAACUUCACGUCGCUACACCACCUGCUCACGCACCGGUUGCGGCGCGUCAAGCUCAGCUUCAUCGACUGUCACCUGCCGAUCGACAAGCCGUCGCGGCUGCCCCGGCUCCUGCGCCAGAUCUCGCAACAUGGCAAGCAGCUCGCCGAGCUGUCGCUCGUCGGCGCCGUGCACCAGGACGACGCGACGCUGGUCGAUGCGCUCGGCAAGCUGCCUCGUCUCCGCCGCCUCACGCUGUGCCUGUGCAACGUGACCGACCGCGUCGUGGUCUCCAUCGCGAAGCACUGCAAGGAGCUUUGCGAGCUGAAGCUCUCCGGCCAGCGCAUCACGGACGAGAGCCUCUACCUGCUGGUGGCGUGCGAGCAGCUGCGCUCGCUGCUGCUCGAGAGCGACAUGUGCUUCGACCCGCGCAUCACCGUGUCCUCGUCGUUCCACCUGCUCCGCGGCCUGCCUCAGCUGCAGACGCUCAAGAUCCCGUUCCUGACCGAGGCGCUGCUCCUCUUUCCCGCUGGCUGCAAACUGCCCCUCGUCGAGUACAUGGAGCGAAGCCUCAGCCCGCUGCUUCAGUGCACCACUGCGCUGCCGCACAUUGUCAGCAUCUGCCCUCUGCUGACGCGCGUCAGUCUCAUCCUGACGGGCCAGGAGGGAAUCCUGCCACUCGGCCUCCUAAAGUCGCUGACUGAUCUCACCCUACGAGUCAUUUCAAACACGUCGGAGAUCUUCUUUCGCCGGCAAGUGGAGCCUGUCCUCAAGAUGGUUGGGCCUCACCUAAAGACACUUACCCUGUCCCUACCUGACUUGGAUGUUGCUGCCAUCAGCGAGCAUUGUCCGGUGCUGAUGGACCUGGAGAUGGAAGACCUGCGAACACUGAUCCUGUCGGACCAGCCAUCCAUUCUGCAACACACCCACUUCAGGCAGCUACAGCGGCUCAAGUUCUUCCCUCAUGAGAUGAACACCGUCACGCCAGAGCAGCUCUUUGGGAUGCUGCGCAACGGUGGCAAACUGACCGAGGCGUGCCUGGGAUGGUGCCAGCUGACGGAUGCCUCUCUGGAGGCUCUUGUUGCUUCCGGAACCUUUGCCAACCUUCGCGAGUUUGAGCUAAACGAAGUGGAGUACGUGUCGGGUGCGGGAUUGCGAUCGCUUGUGGCAGCAGACAGCGACCUGGCCUCUCUGACUAUCUUUGGCUGCGACUAUGUGACGCGGGCCGACAUUGAGCAGCUGCGGGAGCAGGUGGCUCAGCAGAACCUGGACCUCGUGAUUCGAUACUUUGAGCUCUGAGACCUAACGUCUGUGGGUGCGGAUGUUGUGAGAGUGCGAGUACCUGUGGAUGUGGUGAAUUGUGUGUGGCCUGUUGUUCUGGAGUGGGGUGAGCGUGCUGGACUUGGGCUGUUUGAAGAACGAGGGUCGAGAGCAGAUUGGGCUUUGGCUCAAGGUUGUUGCAAUUCCGGCGCCAGCGCAGCUGUUUCUGUACAGCACCACCUACGACAGGCACAGGCAGAGAGCACAGCACAUGUUGGCACAUGUUUUGCGAUCUCUUUGUCCGUGUUAUAAGUGGUGCUGUUUAAGAUGGUUUGUUACCAAGUUGGCCAAUUUGUAACUCCAAUAUGUUUCCUAAGCUGUGGAAGUCACGUAUUGCAGUGGCAGACGUUGUUGCGGCUUGGGUGCCGCAUCAAUUUCAGCCAGAGGUCAGCCUAGCAAUGAGAAGCCGCCAGCAGUUUGCAGUGUCUGGGCACAGUCAAGCAGAAUUAGGCUGUUGUGCUUUAGUGAUUAGGUUUGUGAGCUGGCUGGUGCAUCUUAUUGUUGACUGUCUGGUGAAAGCAAGCAUGAAUGCUGCCCAUAAGUUAUGUCAGAUUUAUGCUGAUGAUCUCGCGAGCUUGGUUUGUUGCUUUUAUAAGAGAGGCAUUUUUGAACACAACAAGGUAUUCAAAGUUGAUUGCUAGUUACAGGGUCUCUAGCAACCUUGAAAAGCUGGAAAAUUCGAGGAAAUUUUGGGCACUUGGAAAAUUCAAGGAAUUGUGACGAGGGAAGCUUUUUUUAAAGAAGUGAAGUCAGGGAAAAAUGACAGAGUUCACAUUGUAAAUUCAUGUAGGUCAGUUAUCCUGCAAACCUUUUAUUCUCUGUUCAGCACCACAAGUCAGGUUUCCUGCACGAUAAUUCUUUCCUCUAUUGCCUUAUCAAGAGGAAUAAUUCUUAAGUUAUGUGCAGCACUGGCUUUUGACCUGACGCUUAUGAAUUUUUAACUCCUGCAUGCUUUCACAACCUUCUGAUGUGGCAGGGUUGUUUACACGCAGGGCUUGCUGUGCAAUGAAGCAUGUUGUAUAUUUAGUGACAGAGCAAUGGAAGUGGCAGGAGCGAAACUGGCCCGUAGGGCACACGCCAACAACACAAUGCACCGUUUUUAAUGCGAAUAGCUUCUUGGCAUCGUCAGACCAGUUUUGUUUCCGGCUAUCUAGCUAUUCAUUAUCCCACAAGAAGUGUGGGCUGAUCUUGAAGAUAGUGCAGUCAAGAUAGCGCAGUCUUAAGAAUGUGGGCUGAUCCCGAAUUCGGUACAGUCUAAAAAUGUGGGCCGUGCGUGUAGCUUUGUGCCACUGGGUCUGUGCCGCUCUUCAAUGAACCUUUUUGACGCCAACUUGGGUCAGUGUGUGUGUUGCGACCACAUGUGCGUAGGCUUCACGCCGCUGCCACCAGAUGGCACAGAUAGUCCGGAGGGAAAUGCGAGAGAGGAGCCCAGCGUGCUUUUGAUGCUUUUCAACUGUUCGCACACUUGGACAGUCAUCGUAGAUGAGUUUUGGCCAAAUUUUUUGGUUUGGGUUAAUGCCACGUAGCUGUUGCAUAGCAGCCAAUAAGGACAUGCUUUUAUUACCGCCAGCAUUUAUUAGCGCAACAAAUCUGGUGGGUUGUGCUUUGGCAGACACAGUGUGACAACAUGCUGAGGGACAGUAAGUAGAGGAAGAGGCGGACGUAACAUGGAGCUAAAGCAUGGGGUAGCUACAACUACAUCACUAAUGCAUUGUUGCACUAUUAAAAACCGGUUGUAAUAAUAUGUCUUCAUUGGCUACUACACGGCUGCUAUGUGGCAUAAGCUCGAUCUGCUGCAGUGAAGGGAGCUUCCGCUGCACAGCUGUUUUGAGGCUUUUGCAAAAAGUACAUUCCUUUUAAGAAAUGUUCGCAUAAAGCAUGAAUUUGUCAUCUAAUCGUGGAGUGCUUGGUUGAAAAAUUUGGUAGGAAGAAAUGUGUGGCAGUGCAACGAAAGCUACACGUCCAGUACUCCUGCAGCAUUUUCACAUUAGGCUGCAGUCGGGUACGUGAAACAUCUUGUGUGUGCUGCAGAUAUAACCUGGGCACUGGGGUUCAGGAAUGACCUAACCAAAUACACGAGUUAUAUUUAUUUACGCAUUACAAAGCUUACAUGUGUAACUUAUGUAACAGCUAGUGUGGGUCUUACGGUCUAAUUUUGCGAUCGUGCUCGCUCCCUAUUCGUAGUGGGCCCGUUUGUUUUGCAGAGGGUGUUCAGGUACUAGGGUAAAGAAGUGGUCUACUGGCAGUGCCGGAGACUGCCCGGCGCUUCUCUAGCCCAGUGCACUCGUAGAUGGUUGAGGCUCAUGCAUUAAAUUUAGCUUCGGUUGUGUCAUCUAUGACACGACAGCUGUGCCAUCAGCGCACUCAAUGCAUGCAUGGUCGAGUAAUGGCUUCUUUCCUCUGCACAACUGUACCAAAGUAAGGUCCAUGAGUAUGGUUGCAAAGAUAUAAGCGAUAAUGCUGUAACAUUUUUUGAUUACAUCGGUUUCAGCAAGCACCUGCCACUCAAGGAUGCUGUCGGCACAUCACUUUGGCAAACCAAAUUGAAGCGUGCAUUGCAGAAAAAAUGUACUGCAGAACAUUUAGACUCUGUGAAGCCAUGGACCCACCCUUUAAGAUCUUUUCUUGCUUAAAAUAGCUUGAUUAAAUUUCCUCAAGAAGCUACAGUUGAACCUUGCUACAACGAAACUGACGAGACGAGCGAAAAUUUCGUUGAAGCGGAAAUAUUGUUGUGGCAAAAUCUGCCUUGACACACUGUCAGAUUUGACUACGCACUUAACAAACAUAAUUUAUUUCCUAAAAGUGUUGGUCGCCUUCGUUUGCCUCUGUCCUUUUGACAUCGGCACUGUGGUACGAUGCUCACACUUGGUCAGGAGCUGCAUCGCGAUGUCGUCGUUAUGGGUGCCAAUGAAAUUACGAAUGAUGUCAAAUACGACCCUCACAUCCAGUGCAGGAGACGGGGCUGAUGUGUCUUGUGCGUCACUGUCAUUAUCCGACGAUGCGUUGUUAUGGCAAACCUCUUCAAUUACGGACUCGUCAUUUAACGCUUCAAGCGCAAUUGCGUCCACGUCAACAGCAAUGUAUUCGUCACUGCUAUCUCCGUUGGCACAUUUAUGGUGUCUCGAAGCGCUGCCUUCGCUGCAGUAGCCACUGUGGAUGGAGGGUGGCUCCACUAUGAAACGGUCGUCUUCCUUCUCUGUUGUUGAGUUAGCCGUCACUUUAGUGUCAGGCUUAAAGCAGGCAUGUGCAAAACAAUUUCCUAUUUUGCUUCGCCGGGGUGCCAUCCACACCUUGGAAGUCACUUGUAGGGCCAUGAAUAAGUCCACUUUGGUCCGCCACCCGGUGUCAGCAUUCAGCAACAACCGCUGAAUCAACCACUGCCGAUAAGCACUUUUCAUGCGGUGAAUAAUUUCUUGGUCUAACGGCUGGAUCAGAGCCGUGCAGCAGAUGGGACACCGAAGGAAAAGCACUGGUGAUCAGCUCCUGCGGCUUUGAAAUUGUGGAAAGCAUGCUGUUGGAGGUGCUGAAAUCCACUGCGAUGUCUGUUUUUUUUUUACUGCUUGAAGCCUCGCGGAAGAUUUUCACCUUCAUUUCCAAAGAAAGGAACUUCUACAUUGUUGCCGUGCUAGCAUCGAGUCGAGUGCACAAGUGCAAAUGAAUGGAUUGGGCGAAUUGGUCCAAUGCUGUCUCAGCACAUUGCCCCUGUGAUCACUUGAUCUAGGAUGGAUAUGGGCGGCCAGCCACAUAGUCAUCAUCAUCAACCAAUGGCACCCCCCUGAGUUUAUGAGUGUUACAGUGGGCACAUGUUUUCAGUGAGACUAAGCAACGUGUAUGUACGAAAAGUUAAAUGUUUGGUCUUAUGCUUGUUUUAUCGUAAAACAAAUUUUAAAGCUCAGCUUCAUUGAGCCAAAAUUUUGUUGAAGCAAAACAAGCCCGAAGUAUGGUUCGUUGUGGCGAGAACUUUGGUGCAUUGGCUUCUAGGGCUAGCUGAGGGGGAACGUGAACUAUUUUGUUGAAGCAGAAAUUUUGUUCGAGCGACGUUCAUUAUAGCGAGGUUCAACUAUCGAAUGCACUAUCACUGGUAUUCUUAGGUCGACCACAACAAUGUGCAACUUGCAGCUUAACACUUAAUUUUAAGACUAUUGUUUAAGACAAAUAUCGGAUAGAAGGACAGGGGACAAAGCUAGAGUUUCUAUUUUAAAAAAAGGCCCCCUGACCUCAAUGUGUGCUUUUUGCUUUGACACAAGAAGUGCAGAAAUUUUUUUUUUUAAUUGGUGCAGGGCCCAUCCAUGACGACUGUUCUUCAAAAGCAUUUGUGCAGCACUUUAUUCAUCGUCCAUUACAGCUGUAUUAGCGGAGCGUGACGGUGCACCAGUUUGGCUUUGUCGCUUUUGCAGCUAAACAAACCGCAGGUCUGUAGGCAUUUUAGCUGCUGCAUGUGUGAGCUUCUCGUGUGUUGAUAUUGUGGCAGCAUGGCAGUGACAACGAUCUUGGUUAUGUGUGACAGAACAUACUCUUGCAGUUCACUGGGAGCUUGGGGUUUAUAAAUCAUGGGAAUACAAAUCAUGUCACACUUAUUCCGCACUUGUUCUUAACUGAUGCUGUGGAGCCAAAGAUAGUUUCUCGCUUGCGAUGGUACAGACCCAGGUUUGAUUCCUUAUUGGGCCUAGAUUUUUUUUUUAUUCGGUCAUCCUAUUGAGGUCACAUAUAUAGUGAUGAGUAGGGCAGGGUAGCUAUAGAAAUUCUCUCACAUUUAAUAAAAUGAAGGCCUAUAAUAGCGCAUUUCAAAGCACCUGGGAUUGACAAUUUGGUUCUCUUCUGAACUGUUAGAAUUAGGAUCAAUGGUUCCUGACUUCUUUGAAGAAGGCCGGUUUAGUUUUGGUGAGUGGUCUUUGCACACAAUCGCUGUUCUAUUCAGACUUGUCACAGCGCAAUCACGCGUGCAGUAGAUUCCGAUUUUAAUCGUCGAAAUUUUGAAUGGUCUGCGAUGUUUUGCUUGAGUGGAUAGCCUGCUCAUAUUGUUUCACAUGUGAUAAUCUAGCCACUUAACCUUUUGCAGACUUGCCUUCAAGACUUUAUGGAAACUGAAAAAGCCCUAUCUUUUGUGGUAUACGCAUAAUGUCCAGCUCAGCUACACUACCACAUAGGCCCUCACGCUCAAGGGCAAAAUGGAUCUCUGACUUGGGUGCUCGAAGCGUGAAACAUAUAUGAAAAAAAAAUCUUUUUUUUUUUUUUCAUUUUUGUAAUUUACACGUUGUGGGCAGGUGUAUAUAACAAUAUUAUACAGCUAAAAUUUCUUGUCGCUGUCUGUCCCACUUGACAAAGCCCUCUACUUUCGAUGGCUGGCUUGCCUUCUGUGAUAGCAAGGAUGUUAAAAAGUUUAGGUGUUGCAUUGUAGUUUUGGGAACUCGGGCUGUCGCUUUGCUACGAUCAAGCUACAGAAGUUUCGCUCGCAUGCUUUAUACGAAGUGAGUACAGACAUGGUGGCAGCUGUCUGGAUAGCUGGCAGUAUCGUGCACACACACUCGACAGAUUGCCUGUGCUAUUGCUAUGCACACUUGCAAAGAAGUGCUUGCGUGCUGCUCUCUCUGAUCUAAUUUGCACAGCAUGGCCGGAGGCCAUCUUUCUCUUGAAUGAAUUCCUCCUCUCUCUCUUGUUGCACGCUUCGUGGUCGCUCUGUACACCACUGCACCAUGGUCACUUGGUGCAGUGGAUGGUAAGAAUAACAUUGAAGGAAAAGAACCCUUAGUCAGUGUGGGGCUGCUGGCAAUGCACAUUACAUGUUGCAUGCAACUUGGCAAAUAUUGUUCUUUACCUCGCCGCAAAAGCUAACUUGGGACAUGUCAUGAGAACACUAUUUUUACUGUGCCAAACAGCUAUGUGGCAGGAAACCAGUUUGGUGUCAUUUCUGUGCGUCUGCAAGUCCGUUGCACUUGUAUGUGUUUGCAUGCGAUGAUGUUGAUAUUAAUGUCGAAUGGAUUGUACAACUCCCACCCCUGUCCAGGCAGGAGAACAUCUUCAAAGAUGCAGAGUUUGGUGGAACUUGAUGAAGCAAAAGUUGCAUUUUCGUAUCGGCUUGCCGUCCUGCUGGAAGAAAACAGAUGCGAAUUUAUUGAAGCCAUUGCACAAAGCAACUAACGCAUCAUUGAAGCUUGCCUGAGAUGUCCAUAUGGGGCCAAUGGGGUGUGGACAAGUUGAAGAGGCAAUUGAAGGGCUGUGAUUGAUGAAGUACCACUGCUAAGCUGAUGGGAAAGGGGGUGAUGUAGGUAGCACCCAGGCUGCCUAAUAGCACUGUCACACACGCAUUGGAAUCGAUAGUCUAUCGAAUCAAUGACAAAGUAAGCUCUGCCUGUUACAGGCAGUUUCAAUGGUGGUCUAGUCAAUAGCCUAUCGAGUCGGCCGAGUUAUGCAGUACUGUAUCAAGAUCUCGAAGGCCGACGAGCAGUGGAGGCAGGCACCCUCAUGAACAGCAUCCUUACAGUGGCAAGUGGUUAGCAACGCAUCCGAUGAAAAAGAAUAACAGGCAACUGUCUACUGUCUAGAAAAACUAAUUUCUUUUCUUGCAGCAACUAAUGCCGGUUCCACCUCAUGACAAAUACACUGUUCCUAGCAGCCCCAAUAUUGCCAGAGCAUUAAAAUAAGACCGACAAAAAUCAGCACAAUAUGUGCAAAUGUGAGCAUCAUGUAACUAAAUAUGGUAGAUUAUUUCAGUAUGUCGUUUAAAUGCCUUACAGCAAUGAAAAUAUGGCAUUUAGCUAUUUAGAAUAACUGUUAAGGCUGUUCAGAUUCGGCGGCGCGGAAUGUGACAUUCAGCGGAGGUGCCACAAAUGCUUGGUGUCAGAUUGCAGAAAUAUUUUUACUGCUUCUGAGUUUGUUCCUUUGAGUCGAUCGACUUUAUAGCCACUGAAAACUACCUGGGUAUUAGUUAUGUGCUUGAGUUACAAUAUCAAAGAGCGAGUAGCUUGGUGCAGUAUACUUGAAUCAACCUUGUCGUGAGUCUAUUGUUGAAGUGCAAGACUGUGUGAAAGGCUAUUAGAUUUUUCUUGUUCCCGGUGUAAGCUACAAAAUUUCCCCCCAGAUUUGCUUCUUCUGGAUUACCCGAUGCUUUCGACAUUGUGAGAAAAAUUAUGUUUAUUAAUUGGUUGCUGUCUUGUGAUGUUCUUUUAGCCGAAUUCUUACUGCCAUGGUCAGGAAAUUUUGAAGGUUUUGCUGACACCCUGUGAUAGGAUGACGUGUGUAGUAGGAGCUUUGCACUAUGACAACGAGUAAGACGUUGAGAUUAAAGAAUGUGGUGUACAUAACACCGGCAUAAUAUGUAUAUGUAGUGUAUAUAAUGAGAGCAUUGAGCUGUCAAGUUGAGGGCAAGUGGAAAGACGCCAGUGGAACUUUGUAGCUAGCAGCUUCUGGUUUAGGAAGCAUCGACGUUCGAUGUCAGUGCGUGCCACAGCAUUAAAACAAAAUGAAGCAUGGACUGUGUGCGAAACCUAACACUUCACGUGGGGUGAAGUGUCCGUGUUAUUAAGGUUUGACGAAUGGAAGAUGUUACUCUAAGACAAGCCUCUAGCAGUUUUGUGCAGGUUCUCGCGCCUGCUAGUCUUGCUUUAUGCCAUUGCCACUCUUUCCAGGUUUCAGGUCUGUUGGCCGUGUUUGAAUACCUUGUAGGUUAUGUGGACAUAGUGUACUCUUGUGGUUCACUGGGUGCUUGGGGUUUGUAAAUCAUGGGAACACAAGCACACAUUGAGUGCAUUCGGUGGUGGAUGCUUAGCGUUCCAAAUUUUCACGACUUCAUUUUUGUCGGUCUUAAUUAGUGUCACACAGUACCUUGAGUGCGCGCAGCAAAAUUUGUUAUACUCGCUAAAGGUUAUAAUGGGACCGUAGUGCACAGUCGCCCUAAUGAUUGCCAGCUAGUGUUGGGUAGUUUGUCACUGUCAGCAUAUUGAAAAGUGUGAUGACUGCUCCACACUGGAGAGGGGCUGAAGUGCGAAUUUACUGCUUUGCAGUGUGAAAUAGUACAGGUUUAUUAAUUACUUUCACUCUGUUAUAUUCAUGUGUCCAUGUUGUCGAUUCUUAACUAUGUCUUGUGCAUACUUCUGAAAAGGGCGCUAUUAGGGUUUUGUCAUAGCACUAUUCAGAACAUUGUUCGUUGGGUUUGGCAGUUAUGCAUUGGUUCUUGUUGGUAGCAGCAGUCAUCCAAAAGCCAAAGAUACAAACUCUGCCUCUCCACACUGCAGUCAGUUUGUGGCUUCAGUGCAUUCGUAGAAUGAGAGAAGGCACAUUACAGGUCAUAUGAACGUAAAGCAAUGAUUUGUGGUGGGGAAGGCUGUGGCCUCGUGCCGUGGCAGCUUGCAACAGUCACUUGAUCGCUAAAAUGCUGGUGUAGAGUUGGUACUUACUUUGACAGCCUGUUUCUCAAGAGCUCGGAGACAUAGUAUGAGCACUCGACAUUUAAUUUUGAUUACAGCUGAGAAUGCCAUUAAGCAACGUGUACAGUGAGGUUUUAUUUCAUCUAGGUAAAUUAUGGGAGAGCGAAGGAGUUACUGACUUUUGGUUGCACACGCGUGGUCUUGCAGUGAACGUUCACAUGUGAGUUGUCUUUUCAAUGGCUGAUUGUGUUGUAAAAAGAUCUCUGAACAAUAUGCCGAGCGUGGCAGGUAGUGUUGAUAGCGUUAGCAUGCAUGGGCUAAAUAUGUAGUGUUGUGUAAUAUACAGGCCACUUCUAUAGUGUAUUGUGUACUGCCUUUGUCAAAAGUAUAUAGGCUACUUUGCGCCUUCACCAUACUUUAUGUUGUUUGACAGUGGUGGUGCGGUUACCAUGGUACUUCUGACACUUGAGACCUCUGGAUGGUGAGUACAAGCGCUUUUUUAAUUCUACACGGCAUAGAAACUUUUGCCCGUAGUGAGCAUGGGUAUUGCGGGCAACAUGCCUGUAUACUUUUGACAAAGACUACACGUGCAAGGCACUAUUGUGUUUUGGUGCUUGUAAUGAGGUGUGAACGUGUAUGUCAAGUGGAACCAUAGGUUUGUGAUGUGACUGGGAGCUGUUGCUGAUCUUGUCAUCACACAAAAGCCGAUAGACAUUUUGUGUAGUGGUGUAUAGUGUCGUGUCGUGCAAGGGAUGAGCUGGUGAGGAUGCUUCGGACAGUGCUUUUGCACGUGCGUGUACUUGAGCGUGUUGGAAGUGCGUUGUUUUCGUGUCUAUCAUGCGGUGCUUGUGCGAAUCUUGUUAAUACUGUUAGCACUGUUUUGUGCAUGUGAGGAACCAAAAGUCUAUAUUUAAAUUGCCUGUGCAUCAAGUGUCUUGGCAUGUAAGGAGUUCUUAAUUUUCCCAUGUUUCCCUCCCCCUUCUUUUUUUUUUCCCAUUUCAGCCUUGGUUAGCAUACAUGAAUAUGGCUUCAUCAUAAAUGUGGUCACUGAGAAUUUGUGUCGCAGCUUUAAACUUCAAUGCUUGUCAGUGCACCAGAACAAGACUCGUCACCAGAGUACAAGUACGGGCAGCGCUAAAUGGCUGUUUGUGCUUACGAUUUUGUUACGAAGCUGCCUGCAUGCAACGAAAGUUAACACACACAGGGUGUAUUUUCCGUAGCACCAAAAAAUUUAUGAUGUGUGAAAUUUAGGGGCUUUUUUUUCCAAAAUUUUCCAUUCUUAAAACUUGUUUACUAUUGCAAUGCCAGCAAUGAUAUUGUGCUUUUACUUAUGUGCGCCUAGUUUAGAGCAGAAAUUGUUCAGAAAGAACACAUGCAUAGUCACCUGUAGAUUUCUUGUAGCCUGAUUUUUACGAAUUGGCCAUUAUAUGGAGUUAUCCAUGCAGCAGUGCCAUCAACUUAUAGCACCAGUGUAUAAUGGCCGCUGAAAUUUGAAUUCCUGUUUUGUGAACAUUUCAAAUACACCUAAUAACUGUUUGUGGUGGAAGUAAUUCUAGUUGUGAAUGCGUUAUAGACCAUUGACAGCAUACCUACAGAGCAAAACUGGUGAAUCUUUAACAGUGAACAUGUAUUAGUAUUUUUCACCAAAUUCUUGUAUUUUUGCCUGACGCCAGUGGCGCAGCCAGAUGGUGUGGGGCGAUGGGGAGGGGGCAUACUGGGCACGUGCCCCUACCUCCCAAAUUUCUGUGUUAGUAUGCGACCUGCCUAGUCCCCUCUCACUCCCCGUCCCCAGUCAAGUGCACGCUCACUUCCCCCUCAUCUCCGAAAAAACUUUGGACGACACUGGCUAAGACUGUAGUAGUCUUCAAAUUUUGAGGUUGGCAAGCUUGCUGCUUGGUGUGCGGGGAUAGCCACUUUCGAGCUUCCCGAUUUUUGAAGAAAGCCAGUGUUUGAGCUGGCUUUCUUCCUUUGAUUGGAUUAUUGUUGACAAAGUUUAACACUAUAACUGGCCACAUUACCUUCAGAAUGCAUUCCUAAAUUUGUUGCCAUGCAUGCACUUGUUCACAAAACUACAGAAAAGAAGGUAUUGCUACACAUGCAGUCCAGCAACUGUUUUAAUGGCUGUUCUCUGUGCUCUGUAAAGUCUGCAACACCUGCUAGACAGACCCACAUUGAGUCCAUUUAGAUUCUGCUCUAUAUUCUGUAGUUGAUUAGUUUCUGGCGCAUUGACGCUGGUCUUGGUAACCGGUAAAAAUUGCUCGGCAUAUGUCGGUAAUAAUCUGACUUGAAUUGGAAAUGGGCAUGCUUCCUGAUUUGUUUGAUUGCAGCGAGUUUCGUGGUUCUUUAGGAAAGACGGCUACAGAUGCAAUGCUGCUUUGUUCCAUAGCAGUGAGUCUUCAUUUUUGGUUUGCUCUCCUUUGAUGAUGGCUCUUGAUGUGUGUGUGGCAAUGAAAGUUUGUGAGUAGGGCUGUUGCCUUCAUUUCCAGAUUAAACUGUUAUAGUGGUU